AUGAAAAAAUCAAGAUCUUCCAUAUCCCUCUUCAACGAAAGGUUCCCUCCUGAACUCUUUCCAGAAGAAGAGCUUGCAGAUGAGGUUAAAAAUGAGGGCUUUGAAGGGGCAGGAGGUUUACUGGAUGAACCCGAAGAUCUAGUUGCGAUAGCUGUAGGGAAAACCCACGAUGGAGAAUCAUUUCCAGCAAAACCAAGUUUAGUUAAGCCGGUUCCGUUAUCUGAAAGUUAG
Messenger RNA from Ogataea haglerorum, 231 nucleotides. RefSeq lists its product as uncharacterized. Bases 1 to 231 code for a protein of 76 amino acids. The transcript has a single exon. Lineage: Eukaryota; Fungi; Ascomycota; Pichiomycetes; Pichiales; Pichiaceae. The record is from RefSeq and is a predicted model, not a curated record.